UGCACACAUUUCCUGUUGAAUAGUUAGACUUCGACUCAACCUGGAGUGACACUGACUGUCAGCAUGUCUGCUGUCUGCCUCUUCAUUCUCAUCCUUUGUCUCUAUGGCACAGCUAGGACUGCUGCAGAUGGUUAUGAGGUGAUACGGAAAAAAGUUGGACAGCAAGUCACCAUCCAGUGCAGAAGUGCUUCCAAUCAGGAGAUGCUGUAUUUGAAGAGAGGCCUCAAUGAGGAGGAGGACAUUUUUUGUUUGACAUUACAAAAAUCUACUAUUAACCAAAAAUUUACUGACAGACUUCAGUUUCAUGGGCCAUUCCCCAAUGUGGAUAUUCUCCUCAAAAACUUGACCCUGGAUGAUACAGGACCAUACUGGUGCGUGUACAAAGUGAGCAGCAACUAUGAGCUCAAAACCUCAAGAGGCAAUGGGUCUGUGCUGCUGGUGGUGACAGAAAGCGGACCAGCACCAAGUCCACGGCCUGUGUGCACUGGGCAGUCCCAGGGUGACCUGGUCCUGGUCUCUGUGGUCAUCUGUGCUGCUGUGCUCAUUGUCGUCCUCACGGUCUUCCUCAUAUGGAUCAUCAUCAAGACCAAGCCCUUGCGCAGCACAGUGAAAAAAAGACAAGUCCCGGUCAACGAUGUUUAUGAGGAUAUGCGCGGCACAAUCAGGCGCUGAAGAGUCGACGCCAAACUCCGUGAACUCUCGGCACCACUGUGGUGUAAGCUCGGUCUGUUCUCACGCUUCAUGCCCUGUGUGGGUGUCUGUUAAAGAGCAACAGUGAGGUAAAAUGGUGCAACACAAAAACACUUGCUCUGUAGAUUAUUUGUAAUCUUUAUAAGAGGAUUGUCAACAUUGAGGCUUGUCAGUGGUAUUUUGGGAUGUACCCAGACGGAGGCGGAGAGUUUUUUUUUGUUUGUAACUGUAAAUAUGUUAAUCGUUGUUGUCAGUUUUUCAAAAACUUUGCUUUUUUUUACUAAACUUUUAAAAAAAAUAUAAUUUAAUGCAAUAUGUGAUGUCUUUGGGGUGUACAGUCGCUGCAGUGUGAGGCAGGGUGGGUGGGACAUUUACUUGGGGUGGACUGAAUGAAUUGAAUUUAUAUGUGUUUGUGUACAUGUGUUGAUUUUUCCAGUAUCUGAAGAGGGAAAUAAGCCAGAAGACAGUUAGUGUAAAUGAAGACACAAAUGUCUUGUAAAAUACUGUGUAUUUUCAUCUUAAUAAACUAUCUGCCAUCCAUAUGAAUCUAGUUAGUUUUUAUUUAUUUAUUUUUAGUAAGACGUGGCACUGAGAUUACAACAGCAGUACAAACUCACAGCAUAAUACAACAGUGUUACCACGUGUUAAUACAGCAGCAGAUAUGUUGGUGUGCAAUGUCUACAUGUCUUCAUACAUUAGCGUGAUUUUAACAACAGGACUAGUCAAAAAACUAGUCAAACUAAUGCAAUGCUAGGACGAUAAAAACUGUUAUAAUUUUAAAAUGUUUCCAUCAUAUCCCAAAGAAGUAACACUUUAGCUCUUAAAGCUUGCGUUCAUUUCCACUGUAAAAGAUUUAUAAUACAACCAACGUCAUUUUUCUAAAUGGUUGUUAAUUUAAAAAUUAAAAAAAUUAAAUAACUAAAAAAUUACCAAGGGUUGCUAUAAAUGUUAAAGCAAUUUCCUAACUUACAGGCAGCUGGAUGUCAGUAACUUACUGUAAAAAGUAUUUUCAGUAACAUACUGUAUUUUUCAUUUACAGUAAUU
Messenger RNA from Haplochromis burtoni (Burton's mouthbrooder), 1734 nucleotides. RefSeq lists its product as uncharacterized. Gene Ontology annotation, molecular function: signaling receptor activity. The transcript is spliced from 4 exons. The coding region runs from base 64 to 672 and encodes 202 amino acids. NCBI's taxonomy places the organism in Eukaryota, Metazoa, Chordata, Actinopteri, Cichliformes, Cichlidae. Gene Ontology annotation, biological process: adaptive immune response. Gene Ontology annotation, cellular component: membrane. The record is from RefSeq and is a predicted model, not a curated record.